Messenger RNA from Clunio marinus, 255 nucleotides. Lineage: Eukaryota; Metazoa; Arthropoda; Insecta; Diptera; Chironomidae. The record is from the annotation of a GenBank genome assembly.
AUGCUAUCAUGUGAUCAGAAACAACCCAGUUGGAAACAUCUAACUCAAUUAAAAAGUUCUGCAUGGUUCAUAAAAAUUAAUACACUGAACAGCCUCGACGUCGUCAUCUUUUGCCUUCCGUCACAAACUUUAGGAAACAGAAGAAAUAAGAAACCUUUAUGUACGACCUUAACAAGACAUGAGCUUAAUGUCCAAGUCAGAACGUUAAACGAGCGAAAGGGUAAAAGAAACCGGUCACAAAAUGCCGGAAAUUAA